CCUCAAACAAUAUAACUAGUAACAAAAUCUCAGUAUAGUCAUAAAAUGGCUCUUAGUGCAUUCUCUUAUACACUCAUCCUUCUAGGUUCACUCUCAAUAUUCAUAGUGACCCCUUCCUAUAGUUUUAAUCCAAGGAAGCUUGUUAAUGUAACUUCAUACUCCUCACCUGAUUCAGAUUGGUCACCUUCAGUGGCCACUUGGUAUGGAUCUUCCGACGGUGAUGGAAGCGAAGGUGGUGCUUGUGGAUAUGGAAAUGCAGUUGGACAAUCUCCAUUUUCUUCACUGAUAUCGGCCGGAAGCCCGGCCAUCUACGACUCCGGUAAAGGAUGUGGUUCUUGUUAUGAGGUGAGGUGCACAGGAAAUUCUGCAUGUUCGGGAAACCCUGUGAGAGUAGUUAUCACUGAUGAGUGUGCUGGUUGUGGCUCAGAUGCUGAAUAUCAUUUUGAUUUGAGUGGCACUUCUUUUGGCUCCAUGGCAGUUUCAGGUCAAGAUCAAGAGCUACGUAAUGCUGGAAAAAUAAACAUGGAACAUAGAAGAGUUGAAUGCAACUAUGCAGGUAGAUCAAUAGCUUUCCACGUGGACUCCGGAUCAAACCAUGAAUAUUUUGCAACAUUAAUUGAGUACGAGGAAGGGGAUGGUGAUCUUAACAAAGUUGAAGUGAAGGAAGCACUUGAUUCAUCUUCUUGGGAUACCAUGCAACAAUCCUGGGGUGCUGUUUGGAAAUAUGAUAAAGGGGCACCACUUCAUGCACCAUUUUCUAUUAGGUUAACUACACUUGAAUCUGGAAAGACUAUUGUGGCAGAGAAUGUGAUUCCUGCAGGUUGGAUGCCUGGUCAGACUUAUAGGUCAAUUGUGAAUUUUUAAGUAUAAAAUGUAUGUUUGUUUUAAGUUUUUUGGACUAUAUAUUAGCAUAUAGUGCUAUAUAUAUGUAUCCUACUCAAUCAAGUCACC
Molecule: messenger RNA, 951 nt
Organism: Lathyrus oleraceus (garden pea)
Lineage: Eukaryota; Viridiplantae; Streptophyta; Magnoliopsida; Fabales; Fabaceae
Product: putative expansin-B2
Exons: 4
Coding region: 46-864 (272 amino acids)
Biological process (GO): sexual reproduction
Cellular component (GO): extracellular region
Source: RefSeq, a predicted model, not a curated record